Polypterus senegalus (gray bichir) is the source of this 3154-nucleotide messenger RNA. It is a transcript of the gene ptchd4, whose product is annotated as patched domain containing 4. The transcript has 3 exons. Lineage: Eukaryota; Metazoa; Chordata; Cladistia; Polypteriformes; Polypteridae. The coding region runs from base 320 to 3034 and encodes 904 amino acids. Gene Ontology annotation, cellular component: membrane. The record is from RefSeq and is a predicted model, not a curated record.
AACGCCGGACGUGCUUACAGCUAUGUGCAUAUAUCAAGCGACACCGGGUAGUACAGUAAGGAGACCUACACAUGCACAUCGUAGACCAAAGCAAGGUUCUCUUUUCUCGUUUUCUUUUUUGUCAUUGCAGCAGAAACAAUACAAAUACUAUAUCACAGAUCAAUGGUUAAAAAAAGGGGGAGGGAUGUCUUACGAGGAAAGAAAAAGCCACGAGUGAUCAAUAUCUGGCUGUCUUGUUGCAAAUUGCUGCAGUGUUUUAAAGCAGUAGUGUAUUGUAAAAGGGAUUGACAGAGAGCGGGGCAAAGGAACCACAUGUCACAUGUGCUUCAUAGGAAGAAAAGGGGCAUCUGCAAGCUGGAUCUGGAGGAGGAUGCUGCGGCAAGUCAUUCACAGAGGGCUCAAAUCUUCCUUUUACUGGCUGGGCUUAUUUGUCAGCAGGCAUCCCGUGUUUUUCCUCACUGUCCCCGCAGUUCUCACCAUUAUUUUCGGAUCCACCGUCUUGAGCAGGUUUAAGCCCGAAACAGACCUCGAGAUUUUAGUAGCUCCGACCCACAGCCUGGCUAAAAUCGAAAGAAACCUCGCGAACAGUCUGUUCCCUCUCGACCAGUCCAAAAACAAGCUCUACUCGGACCUGCAUACCCCCGGCAGAUAUGGCAGGCUGAUUCUACUCUCGAAAUCCGGGGAAAACAUUUUGGAGCUGGCUGAUGAAGUGCUGCAGGUCCACAAAUCGGUGCUGGAUUUGAAAGUUAAUUACAGAGGGUUUAAUUACACUUUCGCUCAUCUGUGUGUCAUGACAAAUCGGGACAAGAAAUGCCUUUUAGAUGAUAUUAUCUCGAUCUUCGAGGACCUCCGGCAGGCUGCGGUCUCUAACAGUACACCUUCCAGGGUUCAAGUAAGCUAUCCAGACACCAGGCUAAAGGGUGGAAGAAUCGCUUUCAUUGGCCAUCAACUGGGCGGCGUCACAAUUAUUCCAAACAGCAGAGACCAACAAGUCAAAUCUGCCAGAGCAGUCCAGAUUACCUACUACCUCCACAACUAUGGCUCUACAAUCCAGGAUAUUAUUGCUGAGAAGUGGGAAAAUGAGUUUUGCAAACUUAUUCGCAGUCUUUCUACAGUUAAUGAAAACCUUUACAUUCAGUCUCUGACCUCAUUCAGUCUUUGGAGGGAUUUUCACAAAACUAUCUCUUUAGCAAGGAGCGAGGUGCUGGUGAGCCUGGUGCUAGUUUUGUUAGCAGCCACUGUCUCUAGUUCCAUGCGGGACUGUCUUCGGGGGAAGCCUUUUCUAGGUCUACUAGGAGUUCUUACCAUCUGUAAAGCCAAUGUUACUGCAGCAGGGAUAUUUUUCAUUACAGAUGGAAAGUACAACUCUACACUGCUGGGAGUCCCCUUCUUCGCCAUGGGUCAUGGAACAAAGGGAGUUUUUGAGCUUCUAGCAGGAUGGAGAAGAACAAGAGAAGAUAUUCCUUUUAAGGAAAGAGUAGCUGAUGCCUUUGCUGAUGUGAUGGUGUGCUAUACCAUGACCAGCUCACUUUACAUCAUAACGUUUGGUAUGGGAGCCAGUCCCUUCACAAAUAUUGAAUCCGUUAAAAUAUUUUGUCAGAACAUGUGCAUCACCAUUUUGGUAAACUAUUUUUAUGUCUUCUCCUUCUUCGGCUCAUGUUUGGUCUUUGCUGGCCAGCUAGAACAAAACAGAUACCAUAGCGUAUUCUGUUGCAAAAUACCUUCUUCAGAAUAUUUAGAUAGGCAACCAACAUGGUUCAAAACAAUGAUGAGUGAUGGCCAUGACCUUUCAAGUCAUCAUGAAAGCAGUCCAUAUCAAAACCAUUUCAUUCAACACUUUUUACGGGAGCACUAUACCGAAUGGAUUACAAAUACGUAUGUGAAACCUUUUGUUGUCAUAUUAUACUUAAUUUACGCAUCAUUUUCAUUUAUGGGAUGUUUACAAAUAAGUGAUGGAUCUAACAUUGUCAAUCUUUUAGCCAGUGACUCACCCAGUGUCUCCUAUGCACUAACACAGCAAAAAUACUUUAGCAACUACAGCCCCGUUAUUGGGUUCUAUAUAUAUGAGCCUAUUGAGUACUGGAACAGCACAGUACAAGAACAUCUAAAAACAUUAGGCCAUGGGUUUCAUAAAAUAGCUUGGAUUGACCAUUACUUUCAGUAUUUAAAAGUUGUUAAUAUCAGUGCAGCAACCAAAACUGAUUUUAUCACAGUUCUUCAGAAUUCAUUCUUGAAGAAACCUGAAUUUCAGCACUUUAGGGAAGACAUCAUUUUUUCUAAGACGGGGGAUGAAAUAAACAUUAUUGCAUCACGGAUGUAUAUGGUUGCCAGAACUAGUGUGAAUACAAGGGAAGAAGUUGUGGAGCUGCUGGAGGGACUAAGGCCACUGUCCCUCAUAAACAGCAUCAAGUUCAUUGUCUUCAACCCAACCUUUGUCUUCAUGGAUCGCUACAGUUCUUCCAUCAUAUCUCCUAUCCUGACCUCUGGAUUUAGCAUCUUGAUUGUGCUAAUACUGACAGUCUUCCUAGUGAUCCAUCCACUUGGCAACUUUUGGUUGAUUCUAACAGUUACCUCUGUUGAACUGGGAGUGCUUGGUUUAAUGACCUUGUGGAAUGUAGACAUGGACAGCAUAUCAAUUCUGUGCCUUAUUUAUACUUUGAAUUUUGCAAUGGAUCACUGUGCACCUCACCUUUAUACUUUUGUAUUAGCAACCGAGCACACCAGAACUCAGUGUAUUAAGAUGUCCUUGGAAGAGCAUGGGGCAGCCAUUUUGCAGAAUGCAUCUUGUUUCCUCAUUGGGCUAAUGCCUCUGGUGUUUGUGCCUUCAAACCUGACCUUUACACUGUUUAAAUGUUCUCUGCUUACUGCUGGGUGUACAGUGUUGCACUGCUUUGUGAUUUUACCAGUUUUUUUAACAUUUUUCCCCCCAUCAAAAAAGAGGCAUAAGAAAAAGAAACGUGCCAAACGAAAAGAGAGAGAAGAAAUUGAGUGCAUAGAGGUCAGAGAAAAUCCUGAUCAUGUGACGAAUGUAUGAAAUGAGAUGUAGCAUAGGGAAAUCACCAAAUGGACAAAAGAGCAAAAAUGAGUGCCAUAGCUGUUAAUGUGGAUUUAAAAUGAGUGAGACUGUCAGUCCUUGCAAGGAUAAAAACUAAAC